Messenger RNA from Durusdinium trenchii, 1674 nucleotides. The record is from the annotation of a GenBank genome assembly. Lineage: Eukaryota; Dinophyceae; Suessiales; Symbiodiniaceae.
AUGAAGGUGGAUAUGCACUUGAUGAAGUUGUACCAGAAUGCAGCUGGCAUGCUUCCAGACAAGUUUCAGAGGGGCGGCCAAAAGGCGAAAACUGGAUCCCCGGAUUUGCAGAUUAUCAUGAUGAAAGAACCUGAUCCUGAACAAGAUGAUUGUUCAGAAGAUGAUAAUGCUGGCAAAGGUGGCGAUGACUAUUACGUGGACGGAGAAAGGCUGGAUGAAGACGAGGAGUUGCGCUGUUACGAGCACUGGAAGAGGAAAGUCAAAUCAAUCCUGGAUCGCAUCAACAUUCGGAAUUUCAUCGGGAAAGAUGCAGUGAUCAAAGUGGAGUAUCUCACAAGCUGCAGGUAUUGGAAAAAAUGGUUUGAUGACAAUCUCCAUGUGACUUUCCGCGGCGGCCUGAAAAGCGAUGAUACUGGGCAUCAUGCCUUUAUCUUCAUGAGGCAGUGGCGCAUUGGUGAUGCACAGUGCCAGUCCUUGGGUUGUUGCCCAUGGCAGGCGGAGGACCUCUUCUGGUGGGAGCAUGAAGAUUCCCAGGCAAUUUGUGGAGGUCAAACCAACAACCUGCCCAAGCUGGAGAACAUGGAGAAGGAAGACCGGGAAAGCUUGAAGGAUCACUUCAAAGAGCGGUUCGAGCACAGUGCCUCUGAAAAGGCGCGCUCCAAUAAGAACAUGAAUGCUGUGAAGAAAGGGAACCUGAAGUGCAUGACCAAAAGGCCCAAAUAUCCAAAGUGUACCAUGCUUGGUGGCUCAUCCGACUACCCCUGUGGCUUCAAGAGCGUGAAAGAUGCUUUUAACUGGCCGAGGGUGUUCUUGGACCGUCUUUGUCAAAAGUAUGGUGCCCCUUUUGUUUGUGCCCGAUUGGGUGCCUGGAAGUGGAGCUUCAGCUCUGCAUUCAGUGGAAUUGGAGCAAGCAGCUCUGGAGUGGUGGAUUUGCCGGUCCUGUGUUUCCUCUACCGCUACCCGGUGGAUGGAAUGCCUACUUUGCAUUCCUGGAUUUCUGUCCUUCGGGCCAUUCUGCUGAAUGGAUUCGAAACCUGGAGGGAGGUGAUGGAAGUGAAGGCUGUGGACGACCCAAUCCCCCUCAACCAGCCUUUGGACUAUGGGAAAGUCCUCCCUGUUAAGGGUCUUGGCCGCAUGAGCAUGAUCUUGUGGGCCAUUGUCCACACAUACAAGCAUCUGGCCGACAAAAUCUCUUCUGGUGGCCCCUUCACAGAAGACUUUCUAAGGUGGCUCCGCACAAUUCAUUACAUCAAGGUCAAGUUCAUGUCCGCCUCAGAGUCAGAAUGUAUGUGGAGACGGAUCCAGGUCAAUGACCCUGCACUGAACUUCAAGAGCGCCUUCCUGAAGGCUGUGGAUGAGUUCAACGGAUAUGGCUCAGCUGUCUUUUCCAGCAAGUCUCGGAUCGAUUCCAACACAGCUUUGCAGCUCUAUGGCUUCACAGUUCCCCGGCCAGAGCUGACCUCCCUGUUCAAAGAACACGCGCCAGUGGAGGAGGAUCAUGUGCGUGAAAGGCUGACGAUCGCAACUCAGGCUUUGGAGGACAAGAUGGACAUGAAAAGCCUAUUCAGUCAAUCGAUCUCGCUGCGGUGCGCCCUGCCCAAUCCGAAGAAGCGUGUGCCACUCCAGUUUGAUGCCUGGGUUGUCUUGCCACUUGGUAUUACAAUCAUGACAUGA